Messenger RNA from Trifolium pratense (red clover), 336 nucleotides. RefSeq lists its product as uncharacterized. NCBI's taxonomy places the organism in Eukaryota, Viridiplantae, Streptophyta, Magnoliopsida, Fabales, Fabaceae. The transcript has a single exon. Bases 1 to 336 code for a protein of 111 amino acids. Gene Ontology annotation, molecular function: nucleic acid binding; RNA-DNA hybrid ribonuclease activity. The record is from RefSeq and is a predicted model, not a curated record.
AUGGAGUCAGUGGAAAGACAAGGAGUCACUCAACUCAUUGUAGAAAGUGAUUCCAAGGUACUCAUUGAUAUGGUUACAAAGAAAUGCAAUCUCAAUGGGGUGACAUCCAUUUUGAUUCGUCGUAUUCAGGAUCUCAUUAGCAGGAAUUGGCAAAUUCAAUUCAAGCACACACGACGGAAAGGAAACAAAAGCGCAGAUUGGUUACGUAAUCAUAGUUUUACUCAUAAUUCUUUUGAUCUAAUGAUGUUGGAGACUCCUCCUAGAGAGCUCCAAAGCAUCAUCUUUGAUGACAUUUAUGGGACUUACAUGCCUAGAAUUGUGCGCAUAGCGCCGUAG